GCGGAACGGGGCCUGGAGGCAGAGGGCCCGGCAGGAGGAGAGCUGCGGGACCGUGCUGUGCCCGGUGGGGCUGCUGUAGGCCUCGUGACCUGUGGUGGCUGUGGGGCUGACGUGGGUCCUAUGGACCCAUUGCCUGCAGUGGGGCUGCUGUAGGCCCUAUGGACCCAUUGCCUGCAGUGGGGCUGCUGUAGGCCCUAUGGACCCAUUGCUCACAGUGGGGCUGCUGUAGGCCCUAUGGACCCAUUGCCUGCAGUGGGGCUGCUGUAGGCCCUAUGGACCCAUUGCUCACAGUGGGGCUGCUAUAGGCCCUAUGGACCCAUUGCCCGCAGUGGGGCUGCUAUAGGCCCUAUGGACCCAUUGCCCGCAGUGGGGCUGCUGUAGGUACUGUGCCCCAUGGGCUGUGUGCCCCCAGGCUGAUACAGACCUCAUGCCCUAUAGGCCCUGUGCCCUCUGGUGGGGCCGUGUUGGCCUCCCACCCCACAGCUCCCAUGCGCCCCCAAUGGGGCUGGUGUUGUUCCAGGCUGUGCUGUGCCGCAUUCCCUCGCUGUGGUGAAUUCUGCUCUUCCUGCCCUGCUGACGGCUUGCUGGGUGCUGGGCAGCCAUGAGGAGCUCCGCUCUGUGCUCUCAGUGCUGCCCUCCCCAGCAGCAGCCCCUGAUCUGAAGGGCCGUCGCCUCCCGUCGCUCUGACGCAGCCCUGAGGAACGCCGUCCUGCAACCAAGGGCUCAGCUCAUAACACCUGGCUGUUGUAGGGCGGAAUUCAGCCCCGCAGCAGUUUGACAUCAGUGCGUCGCUCUGGUGGGGAACAGGACGGCGUUGGGAAGCAGAUGGGAUCAGAGCUGAGGUCCCACACCUGUGAGCUGGCUGGGGACGUGUGGCACAGCCCCACACCUGCGCUGCCCUUCAUCCCAGCAGAGCUCUGGGCGGGGGGUGAGCAGCGCUGCGCUCGUGCUUGGAAAAUGAGUCGUUCCCUUUGCAGCCCUGACUCACCGGCCCCACGCUGCUCGUGUUUUCCACCUGCAAUGUGCUGCUGGCCGGGAGCUGUUUGUAACUCAGAGCACAGAGCUCCGGGACGGAGCUGACGUCCCAACCCAGAGACCCGCUGUGACAUGUGACCGCGGGCGGGAGCAGCAGCUGAGAUGCAUUCGAGCCACGCCGAUGACCCCAAGGAAGUCAUCCAGCUGAUCAAGAAGCAGCUGGUGAGCUCCAUCAAGGCCCUGCAGAAGCAGUACGUCUCCUCGGACGCCGUGGUGACCAGCGAUGACGGGAACGCCAACACCCUGUGCAGCGCCCUGGAGGCCGUCUUUGUGCACGGGCUGAAGGCAAAGCACAUCAGGACAGAGACAGGGGGCAAAGGGAGGAAAGCAGGCGGCCGGCUGCUGCUCCCCCAGCCCGUCUUCUGGGCCCUGCUGAAGAGCAUCACGCACCGGAACAUCAUCUCAGAGCUGGAACAGCUCCUUUUCAUCACCACGGACGUGGGCCGCUGCCGGGCCUGGCUGAGGCUGGCUCUGAACGACGGAUUGCUGGAGUGCUACCUGAAGCUGCUGCUGCGCGAGCGCUCCCGCCUGCCCGAGUUCUACCAACCCGCAGCGCUGCUCCUGGACGCCGAGGAGUGCGAGUUCCUCCUGAGCUACCUGCAGGGCCUGUCGUCCCUCACCUUCCAGCUGUCCUACAAGUCAGCAGUGCUCAACGAGUGGACCGUCACCCCGCUGUCCCUCUCGGGGCUGUGCCCUGCAGCCGAGCUGCUGGAGCCCCCGACGGCCGAACCUCAGAGAAAAGCAUCCCUGGGCUCCAUCUCCCAAUCUUCAGGCUCCGAUGAGAUUGAAAUCCAGCCCUCAGCGCUGCCCAUCGGCAAAGCGGGCGACAAACCCAAGCGGACGUCGUCCUCGCUGAGCCUGAACACCACGGGUUCGUCGCAGCUGUCCUCCAGCCUGGGCUCUGACGGCGUGCAGCCCCACUGCGCCCGCAGCCCCGAGCGCGGCGAUGAGCCGCUGUCCUGCGACUCCGACGUGGGCACGGCCACGGCCGAGGACCUGGACAGGUCGCUGCAAGAGGUGCUCUCCGAGUUCAGGAGAGCUGAGCCGAGCCUUGGUGCCCCAUCGGAGCGGCCGAUCCCUGCUGUGCUGGGCUGCUCCCCACCACCCCCCGAGGACGCCCACCCGCCGCCUUCCCCACCACCAGCCGAGGCCUGCAGCGCUCCGCAGGAGGAGGACAGCAUCCCGACCCCACAGCACGGGGAUGGGGGGAAGGAAGGCCGCGUGGCGCGCAGCCCUGCUGCCAAAUUCCUCUGCUCCCCGCUGCCGGGCUGCCCGAAUAGGAAGAGCUGGAUUUCGGAAGACGAUUUCUACAGACCUUCAGCAGGAGAGAGCGAUGAAAUCCCAGCUGACGCCAACGGCUUUGUGCCAGAUGGGGCCGGGGAGGGCCUGACCUCAGGGCUGCUCAGUGCUUUGGAUUUGGAAAGGUCGUCCCCACCGUCCUCGCAGGGCCCCAGGCUGUCCCCCGAGCGAGAGCAGAAGGGUUUCAGUGUCGUGCAUCGCCGGCAGAUGGGUCUCUCCAACCCUUUCCGGGGCCUGCUGAAGCUGGGCAGCCUGGAGCGGCGCGGAGCCAUGGGCAUCUGGAAGGAGUUCUUCUGCGAGCUGUCGCCGCUGGAGCUGCGACUCUUCCUGGACCACGAGGAUCGCAGCUGCGUGGAGAGCUUCUCCCUGCUGCGCUGCGAGUCGCUGGCGCUGACGCAUCCGGAUGGACGCUUCGAGCUGGUGUUCCUGGGGAAAAAGCUGUGCUUGAGGGCUCCUUCCCGGGAUGAGGCUGAGGACUGGCUGGAUCGGAUCCGCGAGGCGCUGCGCAAGUGCCGCCCGCAGCUGGAGGAGGAGGAGUGGGAGACGCUGGCGUGCCCUGAGGACGGGGGGGAUGGCGGCGAGCCCGCAGCUCCGCUCCAGUGUGAAGCGCCUGGGAAUGGCUUGGACUGGACUUUAUCCCACAAACCUGAGCUGGAUGCCAUCAAAGAGUCCGUUCUGUACGCGGACGUAGAUAAGACGUGGGUCCCUUUUGUCUUCUCCCUCUCGUUGGAAACCUUGAAGUGCUUUAAAGUGCGGAACAACGACAAAAUCUUAAGCAACAGUUACGGCAUAGAGACGAUCCAGGACAUCCUCCCCGACACCAGCCUGGGGGGGCCCUCCUUCUUCAAGGUGAUCACCUCCAAAGCUGUGCUGAAGCUGCAGGCCGAGAGCGCGCAGGAGGCCGCGGCGUGGAGGGAGCUGGUGCGAGCGGUGCUGGGCUCCUACCUGGAGGCAGCCGAGGAGGCACUGACCCUGGGGGGCAGCUUGGACGGCCAUUCCCAGGUGCUGCUGAAGAGCAUGGUGAAGGAGAACGGCUUCUUGUUGCAGUACCUGGUGGCCAUCCCCGUGGAGAAGGGGUUGGACUCGCAGAGCUUCAUCUGCGCAGGCUGCUCCAGGCAGAUCGGCUUCUCCUUCGCCAAACCCAAGCUCUGUGCCUACUCCGGCCUCUACUACUGCGACAGCUGCCACCGGGACGACGAGGCGCUCAUCCCCUCACGCCUCAUCCACAACUGGGACCUGAGCAAGAGAGGGAUUUGCCGCCAGGCGCUGAAGUUCCUCACCCAGAUCCGUAAGCAGCCGCUGAUCGAUCUCAAGUUGGUCAACGAGAGCCUCUACGACCACGUGGAGAGGAUGGGGCGCGUGCGGCGGAGCCGGGAGCAGCUGAAGCUGUUGGGGGAUUACCUGAGCGUGUGCCGCAGCGGGGCCCUGAAGGAGCUGAGCAAACGCCUGGAUCACAGGAACCACCUCCUCGAGUGCCCCCACAAGUACAGCGUGGCUGACCUGCAGCAGCUCUCCGACGGCGCCUUCGAGCCCUUCCUGCUCUCGCUGAUCCAGUUUGCGUCGCACCACGUCUACAGCUGUGAGCUGUGCACGCAGCGGGGCUUCAUCUGCCAGAUGUGCAGCAGCAGCGACAUCAUCUUCCCCUUCCAGCUGGAUUCCACCUCCAGAUGCAAAGACUGCAAAGCUGUUUUCCAUCGGGAAUGCUUCGACAGCAGCACUGCCUGCCCGCGCUGCGAGCGGCGGCGGCGCUACCGACAGGAACAGCAGGAGGAGGAGGAGGAGGAGGAGGAGGAAGGCGGCGCGGGGCCGAUGCCGUAGAGCCAGCAGCCAUCCCAGAGGCGGUGGCAGAUGAUGCCCCAAAAGCACGCGGUGCACAACUGGCCGUCGGCCCAGGAGCUGUCGGGCAGCGCGUGGCACUGGGGGCUGGGCCUGCACCCAAAGGACCCCACAGCCAAUGGGGGAUGGAUGAGCAGGGGGGGCUGUGGGGCUGAGCCGGGGCUGUGGGGCUGCAGCCAUCCCCUGCCACCACCCCGCUGAUGGGGAGGCGGCGGCGCUGGGCGGGUUUUGGUGUCCCCAUCCCUGGGGGAUAUGGGGACGGGGCUCCCCAGGGCCUGCAGUCCCCCCUCCUUUGGGGUUUCUUUGGCCCCCCCCCCCCUUUGGGGUUUUGGUCUCUCCAUCCCAGAGGGGCACAGGGAGACGUGGGAGCAGGGACUCCCCCCAUUUUGGGGUCAGAUGUGCCAAGGGGACGCAGGCUGUGCAAUGCCACCCACUGGGAUCCCUGCCGUCCCCCGCUGCCAUCGUCCCAACGUCCCCCCGGUGGCACUGGGGGGCUCGCAGGCUGCGCAGUGGGGCGGCCGUGGGGCCCAGCUGCUGUCAGUGGGGCCCGGACUCGAGGGCUGUGCGACGGCUGAGCUCGGGGCGUUUGUGGGUUUGGGGUUUUUUGGAGGUGCCGUGGUGCCGUCGUGCCUUGGGGGGCAGAGCUGCUCUGCCUCCCUUUUAACCCCCGGCCCUUCGGGGGCCGCAAAGAGAGUUUUAUUUUCCUGUCACUGUGAAAAC
Tympanuchus pallidicinctus (lesser prairie-chicken) is the source of this 4890-nucleotide messenger RNA. RefSeq names its product pleckstrin homology and RUN domain containing M1 (gene PLEKHM1). The record is from RefSeq and is a predicted model, not a curated record. The transcript has 12 exons. The coding region runs from base 1138 to 4152 and encodes 1004 amino acids. Lineage: Eukaryota; Metazoa; Chordata; Aves; Galliformes; Phasianidae.